AUGUCAAGGCCUCCACACCACAGUACCUCCUCUAAAUGCGACCCAAGCCAUGGAAAGAUAGAAUGGAAAUGCAAAUCCUGUAACUCCUAUCCUUUGAUGUGUACUACCUGUUGUCAGGAAAUCCAUCAAGACCAACCUUGGCACCGGCUCCAACAUUGGGAGGGGAAUCAUUGGAGAAAAGCGUCUGUACAAGAGCUAGGGGUUCAAGUUCAUCUAGGCCAUCAAGGAUCACCUUAUGAAAACAACGACCUAGAUGGCUCUGCUGAGGACAAUCUUCAAAAGACAGACUUUUGGUUUGAAAGUCAAACUAUCAUGUCAAAAUAUUCAGGCGGGGUUCCCUUGAAGGUUGUGCACACCAAUGGGAUUCAUCGGCUGCUUUUCACAUUUUGUGAAUGCCCAAGCUCCCCCCCUCAUAGGCUUCAACUCCUGUCUCUUGGUUUCUAUCCUGCAUCUAUGGAAAGGCCUAGAACAGUUUUCACUCUGGCCUGCUUGGAAGACUUUCUUCUCACAAAUAAGGAAUGCAAAACAUCACCUCUUAGUUAUCAUACCAAGCUUCUAAGGGCUACACAUGCUCAUUCAAAACAGGUGGCCUACAAGUCCUUUUUGAGAGUUACAAGACAGUAUAGAGUGCUCAAGUGGAGAAUGUAUGGAGGGGUGGCCUAUCAAGACGGACCCAUCCAGCCAGGGUCUUUAGCUUUAAGAUGCCCAACAUGUCCAUUCAUUGGAGUUAAUACCCCAGAGAAAUGGACUUCUGAGAGCCAAAGGAAAAACUUCCCUAUAGGAAUUGUUACAGAUGCCUCUUUUUCAGCCCAGCACACUAGAAUGAAAGACUCUGGGAAUAAUGUGCCUUUGGCAGAGGGUCAUCUUAUUACAGUUGCUGAUCAACCUUACAAGAAACAUCUGCUUCUAAAGAUUAUAUUCAAACAGACUAUCAAGGUUACAUGCAACGACCAUAAGGCUGCUCAAAACAAUCAUGGUUCAAAAUCUAAGAGCCAUCUGGAUGUUACAGGCAUAGGUGCUGCUGCAUGUUCAAGACAUGGCAUAUUUCUCCCUCACACAUGUGUGGAUCUUCAAUUAGGAGAAGCCCAAAGGAACAUGGACUACUGUCUAUUUUGGGCUUUUCAGGCCUUCCCUGGAGUUGCUCUCUUCAUUCUCAUCUAUGACAUUGUCUGUCAAUAUCACAUCAAUAUGCGCAAAAGGUUCAAUCAGUACUCCGAAAUAUACCUCCCUGAAACUGCAAGGUUUCUGUGGUCUAUUGGACAGUUCCAUGUACAUGGGCAUAUAAACAAGUGCUUCUCCAGGUUUUCUCUCAACUUUGUCAAACAUGCUGGUGCUCAAGAUGGUGAAACCAUGGAAACCUUAUGGCCAGAUGCUGUCAACGCUAUUAAGGAUAGCACGAGAGGAAUGACAGACUCCCAUCGACAUGAGGUUCUAGAUGAUAACAUGACAGAUUGGAACUGGAAGAAGUUACUCAAAAUGCCUGACACCCUUAUUGGGAAAUGGAAAAGGGCUAUCAUAGAGUCCAAGGCAGCAAAUGAGGCCUUCGAAAGGUUCAACAAAGGAGCUACAGAAGCUGAAAGGAAGGACUGGCAGAAAGAGGCUGAAGAAGCUCAUAGACAGAGGGAAUUAAAUGAGAGCUCUGAAAGCAUGGAUAUCUUUAAUGCUGAGGAAGCACUUCCUGAAGGGAAGGCCUCAGCAAGGGGUGAUGUUCAAGCUGUUUCCUCCCCUGAUGCCUCAUGGCUUUCAGAAGGAAUACUCAUUGAACAUAGAAGACAAAGACUUCAAUCAGAUCUUAAAGACUUCAAUCUCAAAGGCUUUUCUCGUUACAACCUGGAAGGGUAUCAGAUUCUUGAAAGCCUACCAGGGGUGUCAAGUCUUGGAGAAGCUUGGGAUGAUGAUGAGGAAGAAAUAGCACAGGAUGAGCUUUUAGGACAACAGGAAAUCCCCAACCACAGCAACCUCACAACAAUCUCAGAAGAGCCAUGGAAUCCAGAGAAACAGCCUGCUGCUAUGCCCUCUACCUUAGGUUUUCCAUACAUGAAGAAAAUCCAACGGGUAGAUUUGGUUCAAAAGGAAAUCAAGCUCAGAGUAGCCGAGAUGAAUGACUGCAUCACAGCUAUUAGAGAGGGAAUAGUGGCAAGAACCUAUCUCUAUCAAGGAAGGGUCAAAAAUCCAUCAUCCUACAGAACUAGGCUGAGAUCUCAAAAAGAUGUUCAAGUGGCAAGUGAAGCGCUUAUGAGACAUGUUCGGUUCUACACUGGAGCUAGACAAUCUUUAUUCAACCUAUAUGACAAAGAGGAUGAAGAAGAUACAAAGGCCCAUAGUGCAAGAAUGGAUUUAUAUCCUGAACUGACAAGUCAAGACCUGAAGGCCAACCCCGUAUUGAUGGAACCAUCUACUUCAGGACUAAGAAAUGAACAUGGUUCUUGGAUCUGGAGUUUUUCUGGUGGGAUAGAGGAAAGAGCUAGUUUUGUUCAAUCAAGUAAGUGGAGUAUUUUAUAA
Epithele typhae is the source of this 2502-nucleotide messenger RNA. RefSeq lists its product as uncharacterized. Bases 1 to 2502 code for a protein of 833 amino acids. The transcript is spliced from 9 exons. Lineage: Eukaryota; Fungi; Basidiomycota; Agaricomycetes; Polyporales; Epitheliaceae. The record is from RefSeq and is a predicted model, not a curated record.